Molecule: messenger RNA, 1267 nt
Organism: Trifolium pratense (red clover)
Lineage: Eukaryota; Viridiplantae; Streptophyta; Magnoliopsida; Fabales; Fabaceae
Product: ATP-dependent Clp protease adapter protein CLPS1, chloroplastic-like
Exons: 3
Coding region: 118-597 (159 amino acids)
Biological process (GO): protein catabolic process; proteolysis
Source: RefSeq, a predicted model, not a curated record
ACGACAAGACAACAUUAAAUUAUUUCACUCACUCACUCACAUUAGAACUACUAUAGUUGCCACACAUUAUCAUUAUUAUUUGCCAAGUGCCACCAUUAAACAGAGAGAUUCAAAGCCAUGAAAGCUUCAUUACACAUUACUACUCCUCUUGCUCUUUCACCUAAUCAACUACUCAAUGCAUCCACUCCUGGGGAUAAAUAUUUUUGUUUGAAAUAUAACAAAGAUAGGAGUGCUGUAUUGACAGUAGUAGCCAGUGGAAAAGGUGGUGGUGUGUUGGAUAAGCCACCAACAAUAGAGAAAACAACACCUGGUCGAGAAUCUGAGUUCGACUUAAGGAAAUCAAAGAAAACAUCACCUCCAUAUAGAGUAAUGCUACACAAUGAUAACUAUAAUAAAAGAGAAUAUGUAGUACAAGUGUUGAUGAAAGUGAUACCUGGAAUGACAGUUGAUAAUGCAGUUAACAUCAUGCAAGAGGCACAUUAUAAUGGAUUAGCAGUUGUAAUUAUAUGUGCUCAAGUUGAUGCUGAAGAUCAUUGCAUGCAAUUAAGAGGAAAUGGUCUUUUAAGUUCAAUUGAGCCAGGUGAUGGUGGUUGUUGAGAGAUACUACCAUCUAAAAGUUAUUUGUAUCAAUCACAUUAUCUCGCAUUCACCGCCGUCAAUUAGUUGAAAUCACCCGAUAAAGAUCAAACAUGUAAAAGCGGACUUAUUUAACUGUUACUUAUAGUACUUUUCAUCCUUCUCCCUUGGUAACUUAUUACCCGAUUUAUGAGUUUUUAUCUUCUAUGGAAUUCGAACUUUGUAUUUGGGGAAUAAGUAUAAAGGUUUGAAUCUCGCAGAAGGCAUAAAAACUCGUAAAUUGGUUAAUAGGUUACUAGGGGGCGAGAAGUACUGUGAGUAGUAGUAGUCCAAUAGGUCAGUCGUUACAAAACGGUUCAUAGUUAAAGCAAAAUAUGAACCGUUUGAUCUUCAUCCAAAGAUUUUGAUUGAUUGUUUGCAGUGAUUAUUUUGUGAUAUUUGUUAAAUGGACUUAAAUUUCACAUGUAUAUUAUACAUGGUGUCCAUAUAGUGUUCUACUUCCCAAUCAUUAAAGAUAGCUAAUAGUUGUAUACAAAAUUUGUGACAAGGUAUGGAAAGGCAUAUAUAGUGCUAGUUAGUACUUAUUGAGAACAUAAUUAGGUUGCUACCGAUCGGUAGUACUAUUUAGAUUUAAUAUAUCUUAUAUACUAUCAAAGUCUUGUUUUUUAAAUGAAACAAUGAUUUUAUGUCA